CUUCUGUAGGAGAAGAAUACGAUAAGGCGGAAAAAAGUUCGUCCUAAAUUUUAGAGUGAUCUCCCAUUACAUGGAGCAAAUAUGAAGCUGAAGAAUGACAGAGAUAUGGGAAAUUUUGAUCUGAAGCAGAUCUUCUCCUUCCAAACAACAUAUGGCUUUAAUGCUUUAUGUGUUGGAACAAUUUUUAGACAGAGUGGAUUGAAUCUUAUAAUUGGCGGAGAGGAUGGUAUAAUCAGAAUAUUUGACUUGGGAAAAGAAAAAGAAUUUAAAAAUACACAGGUUAUCAUGGAAACCAAAAGUGGGCCGAUACAAUGUAUGUCAGUGCAGGACGUUACAAAAUUUUAUCAUAAUGACCUAAUAGUUGCUGACUCCACUGGAAUGAUGACCAUCUUCUGUAAUCAACAAAUACUGUGUCGACAGAGUGUGUCUGAUUCCUGUAUCAAUUGUGUUCAGACACAAACUAAUGCAAUGAAUAACUUGGAGAUUGUUAUGAGUAAUGACUCUGGUGAGAUAUUUGGUGUACUACCAUCUAAAGAACUAUGGAGAAUUAAUAUCAAUGAUGCAAGCAAAGACCAAGUAGUAAAAUCUUCAAUAACCUGUUUAUUAGCAGUAGAUUUACCAGAUCUUCGUGGGAAAAUGACCAGUUAUAUUCUAGCAGCAGACAGCUCUUGUAAUCUCAGUGUCAUACACCAAGGCCUGAUUGUGUCAAGUGUAAAAACACCCUCUGUAGUAACUGCGAUGUGUGCUGGUAAAUUUGUAGAUCCCUCAAAAUUGUCAUUGUUACCUCCUUCCAUGGGUGGAUCUCCUGAUAGUCACCAGGUGGCACUUGGAACAGAAUCUGGAGCUAUCUAUAUCUUCUGCAAUUUCAGUGUAACAGAAGAAGAGUAUGUAAAUACAGGAUAUACCAUAACAUUACUGAAGAAGUUAGAAUUACCAGAGUAUGACAAUGAUAUACUUGUCUGUACUGGACAUUUCAAUGCUAUACAUAUUUAUCUCGAUGGAAAGAAACUUUGUCACCAUGUAACAUCAGACUGGGUAAACUGUUUUGAUAUUAUGGACAGGGACGGAAGUAAGGAACUUGUUGUUGGGUGUUUAGACAGAUCAAUACAAGGAUAUAAAAUAAUGAUAUGAAAUCAAGCAGACGUAUAAAAAUAUGAAUUCUGUGAAAGUUUUUUCUUCUUGGAGACCAUAUGAGAACUAAUAAAAUUUGUAGUUUUCAAGAAUAUUAUUUCAUGGCCAAUGUUGCCAUUGGCAUCCUGACAAAGCUGAAGACUAUCGAGAAACCAUUGUGAUUGGAUGAUACAAGAUGUUACCAGAAGACAAUAAAAUGACACAUUGUUUUGUAUGCAUAUGAUAUGCUCAUUGAGUAAUGAAGUGAUAUGGAGAAGUAUUUUGCUUUAAACUAUA
Mytilus trossulus (common blue mussel) is the source of this 1407-nucleotide messenger RNA. RefSeq lists its product as uncharacterized. The coding region runs from base 82 to 1131 and encodes 349 amino acids. Gene Ontology annotation, molecular function: protein binding. The transcript has 8 exons. Lineage: Eukaryota; Metazoa; Mollusca; Bivalvia; Mytilida; Mytilidae. The record is from RefSeq and is a predicted model, not a curated record.